AUGGCAAUGCUGGAGACUAACCUUGCAGAGGAGGCUAGGCUCAAGACAAGGAGCCAGGCAAGUGGUACUGGUCAUGCUGGUGACCGGAAGAGGAAGAGAGACUCAACUGAUGAGGGCAAGACCUCAGGUGGAAGGCCGGAGUGCCAAAAGUGUGGAAGGCGCCAUGGUGGUGAGUGCUGGAGAGCUAUGGGAGCUUGCACAAGGUGUGGUGAGAUGGACCACUCAGUCCGGGACUGUCCUGGACCAGAUCAGGGGCGUGGCCAAGCGGCCGGUGGAGAUUCCAGGACCUGUUUCCAGUGUGGGAAGGCCGGGCACUUCCGAAAGGACUGCCCAAAGCUUCAGGCUGGAUCAGGAAGGAUGAAGUCUGAGGUUAGUAAGCCUGAACCAAGUCGUGGCCAGACUUCUACACCAAGGGUCUAUGAGUUGUCUAAGGACACUGAUGAGGCCAAGCCUUUCAUGGGGAUCACUGGUAAUGAUCUGAUCUUAUUCUUUUAA
Raphanus sativus (radish) is the source of this 495-nucleotide messenger RNA. RefSeq lists its product as uncharacterized. The transcript has a single exon. Gene Ontology annotation, molecular function: nucleic acid binding; zinc ion binding. Lineage: Eukaryota; Viridiplantae; Streptophyta; Magnoliopsida; Brassicales; Brassicaceae. The coding region runs from base 1 to 495 and encodes 164 amino acids. The record is from RefSeq and is a predicted model, not a curated record.